GGCAGCGGGCGGCGCGGGGCGGCGGGGCGGAGCGGAUCUUCCGCAGAGCAGCCCCUCCCGGCCGGCCGUGGCCGCCGACCCCGGCCCCGGCCCCGGCCCUAUGGACAGGAGCUCCCUGCUGCAGCUCAUCCAGGAGCAGCAGCUGGAUCCAGAGAACACGGGCUUCAUUGGUGCCGACACCUUCACUGGCCUGGUGCACAGCCAUGAGCUGCCCCUGGACCCGGCCAAGCUGGACAUGCUGGUGGCCCUGGCCCAGAGCAACGAGCGGGGCCAGAUCUGCUACCAAGAGCUGGUGGACCUGAUCAGCAGCAAGCGCUCCAGCAGCUUCAAGCGCGCCAUUGCCAACGGGCAGCGAGCACUCCCGCAGGAAGGGCUGCUGGACGAGCCGGGCCUGGGGGUCUACAAGCGCUUCGUGCGCUACGUGGCCUACGAGAUCCUGCCCCGAGAGGUGGACCGCCACUGGUACUUCUACCGGCAACGCAGCUGCCCGCCACCCGUGUUCAUGGCGUCGGUCACCCUCACCCAGAUCAUCGUGUUCCUGUGCUACGGGGCUCGCCUCAACAAGUGGGUGCUGCAGACCUACCACCCCGAGUACAUGAAGAGCCCCCUGGUGUACCACCCCAGCCAUCGCGCGCGGGCGUGGUGCUUCCUCACCUACAUGUUCAUGCACGUGGGGCUGGAGCAGCUGGGCUUCAACGCGCUCCUGCAGCUGAUGAUCGGGGUGCCGCUGGAGAUGGUGCACGGGCUGCUCCGCAUCAGCCUGCUCUACCUGGCCGGCGUGCUGGCAGGUGAGGUAGCGCGGUGCCCGGCCCUGCCCCGGCUCGCCUGGCCCUCACGGCGGCUCCCCUUGCCCGCAGGCUCCCUGACUGUGUCCGUCACCGACAUGCGGGCCCCAGUGGUGGGCGGCUCCGGCGGGGUGUAUGCUCUCUGCUCCGCACACCUGGCCAACGUAGUUAUGAACUGGGCAGGGAUGCGCUGCCCCUACAAGCUUCUGCGGAUGGUGCUGGCCCUGGUGUGCAUGAGCUCCGAGGUGGGUCGGGCUGUGUGGCUCCGCUUCUCGCCGCCCUUGCCUGCCUCUGGCCCUCAGCCCAGCUUCAUGGCACACCUGGCGGGCGCUGUGGUGGGUGUAAGCAUGGGACUGACCAUCCUGCGCAGCUACGAGGAGCGUCUGCGAGACCAGUGCGGCUGGUGGGUGGUCCUGCUGGCCUAUGGCACUUUCCUACUCUUUGCCAUCUUCUGGAACAUCUUCGCCUACGACCUGCUGGGCACCCAUAUCUCCCCACCGCCCUGAAAGCCACCUGGAGCCUGGAGUCUGGGGUGGGCCUGCAUGUCUGCCCUGGGGUGGCUCCCUGGCAGGGGCACUCAAGCCAGGCCAAGCCUUACUGCAGCCCGGGGUUUCUCCCCAGGCCUGGAGGCGAAGGACUACAGGGCCAAUGGCUAAAGGUACCCACGGUCAGCCCCAGAACCUACUGGGCUCCCUGCCAGGACCUGUGGUCUGAGCCCUUUUGGAGAAUGAAUAAAUAUUUUGCACAGCAAGA
Suncus etruscus (white-toothed pygmy shrew) is the source of this 1538-nucleotide messenger RNA. It is a transcript of the gene RHBDL1, whose product is annotated as rhomboid like 1. NCBI's taxonomy places the organism in Eukaryota, Metazoa, Chordata, Mammalia, Eulipotyphla, Soricidae. Gene Ontology annotation, cellular component: membrane. The transcript has 7 exons. Bases 101 to 1291 code for a protein of 396 amino acids. The record is from RefSeq and is a predicted model, not a curated record. Gene Ontology annotation, molecular function: serine-type endopeptidase activity.